Messenger RNA from Nerophis lumbriciformis (worm pipefish), 2881 nucleotides. RefSeq names its product required for meiotic nuclear division 5 homolog B (gene rmnd5b). Gene Ontology annotation, cellular component: nucleus; cytoplasm; GID complex. Gene Ontology annotation, molecular function: ubiquitin protein ligase activity; protein binding. NCBI's taxonomy places the organism in Eukaryota, Metazoa, Chordata, Actinopteri, Syngnathiformes, Syngnathidae. Gene Ontology annotation, biological process: proteasome-mediated ubiquitin-dependent protein catabolic process. The record is from RefSeq and is a predicted model, not a curated record.
GGACUUUUAUUUUGAAGUGACCAUGUAAGCGCAUGAUGCGACACAGGAACAUCCGCAUUACGACUGCUUUCUACUGCUGACAAGUGGCUACGCUAAUGUUUGCUAACUAUUCUAGCUAGGUGGUGUUUUGUGAGUGUGUGUGUGCGUGCGUGUAGCCCAUUGUGAAUCAUGGAACAGUGUGCAUGUGUGGAACGGGAACUGGAGAAAGUGCUCCACCGCUUUGUCAUGUACGGCCACCAGUCUGAGGAGAGGCUGGACGAGCUCCUGCGCAGCGUCUGUGAGAUACGAGGACAGCUGGUUGCUUUUGGAGUACAAGAUGGAGACUUGUCUGUCCUUUCUCAGACAAUGGCUCAGUGUUGUAAGAAUAUCAAAGAGACGGUCCAGAUGCUAGCCUCUCGACAUAAGGACAUUCACGGCAGCGUGUCCAAAGUGGGCAAAGCCAUCGACAGGAACUUUGAUGCAGAGAUUAGUGCUGUGGUUGCAGAGACAGUGUGGGACACCCCAGAGAGACAAAAACACCUAAGUGAAACCAUAGUGGAGCAUUUGUACAGACAAGGCAUGCUCAGUGUAGCCGAAGAUCUUUGUCAGGAAUCUGGUGUAGUUAUAGAUAUGAGCAUGAAGCAGCCUUUUUUGGAGCUCAACAGGAUCCUUGAAGCACUAAGGAUGCAGAACUUGAGGCCGGCACUUGAGUGGGCAGUGACAAACAGGCAGCGUCUUCUGGACCUCAACAGCAGUUUAGAGUUUAAAUUGCAUCGCUUGUACUUUAUCAGCCUGCUGAGUGGUGGUAUUGGCAACCAGAUGGAGGCGCUACAAUAUGCCAGGCACUUCCAGCCCUUUGCCUCUCAACACCAGAGAGAUAUUCAGAUCCUGAUGGGCAGUCUGGUGUACCUGCGUCACGGCAUUGAGAACUCUCCAUACCGUAGUUUGCUGGAAACCAAUCAAUGGGCUGAGAUUUGUAACAUCUUCACCAGAGACGCCUGUGCGUUACUCGGCCUCUCGGUAGAGUCUCCUCUAAGUGUUAGCUUUGCAUCAGGCUGCAUGGCUUUGCCUGUGCUGAUGAACAUCAAGCAGGUGAUCGAGCAGAGACAAUGCAGUGGCGUCUGGACGCACAAAGACGAGCUGCCCAUUGAAAUUGACCUUGGCAAGAAGUGCUGGUACCACUCGGUGUUCGCCUGCCCCAUCCUCAGACAGCAAACCUCAGAGAGCAACCCCCCCAUGAAGCUCAUCUGUGGUCACGUCAUCUCCAGAGAUGCUCUCAACAAACUGACCAACGCUGGGAAGUUGAAGUGCCCGUACUGCCCCAUGGAGCAGAAUCCCUCACACGCCAAACAGAUCUACUUUUGAUAGCGCACACUCGUCCCGUGAGAGAAAGGAUUAAGUUCCCUGGAGCGCCUUGCAUUUCCAGGACCCUUUAUGCUGGCUCUCCUCCUCUUCCUUCUGUCCCAGGCCCAUAAACUUAUUGUAAGCAUUAAGGUUUUUUCUCUUCAGUGCUGAUGGGACAGCCCUGGCCACCCUGUACAAACCAAGGUCCAACUGCGACCUGCAGCGGAAGGAGGAGUGGUAUGAGAAUGUACUCACAAAGAGCCACUGACUAAAAAACACUUGUUGAAACUUGUUUGCAAAUGAAAUUUAAAAUUAUUAUUUAUAGUGUUUGUUCUCUGGGCUUUAUUGACCAUUUGAGUAGGCUUCUUACAAAAGACUGCUUCUGUUUUCUUUUUUUUCUUUUUUUUGGCAAAGCAGUUGGCAAUGAAUGACUGCCGACGGGUGAGUUGAACUGGCAACAAUUGGGUUUACACAACUGUCCUAAGAAGCCAUUUUAGAAGGACUGCGCAAUAGAACUAUUAUUUAGUGGCGCCUGUGAGAUCCGCUCAUCAAUGAAUAAUUAAACCGCUUUUUUUAAAAUAGUAUCUCGUUGUGACAAACUGCACCAGCAAGAUUCUCAUCGUCAUAGAAUCCAUUUGUCUUGUUCCACACUUGUAUUUAACGAACACAACAAAAAGGAAACGUACGCUACUGUGAAAUGUGCUCUCUUUCUGUUUGUCAUCGUGACAGCCCAACAGGCUGACGUAAAAUAGUCAAGUGUAAUCAAAACUAGCGCAACCUAGUCCAACCGCUCGCCAUAACAGGGCCUCACUCUCCCGCCAUCCUAAUGCUUUCACGCCAUGUGACUUGGAGAUGCGUAGCGGUGUGUUGGUCGCCGUGUGGUACAUGUUGCAGUGACUGUGGGCUUUGUUCUUCAGCUUUACUUGUCGUAGGCGGGGAGUCCGCUGAUUAUUGUGGCUGGUGUUUAAUAUAUGCUUCUCCAAUGCCACUGCUGCAUAGGUUUGGAUGAUCUUUUACGAUUCGGUCGCAAUAGAAAUCAUUAAAAACAACUUAUUUCCUCAGGGCUCAUAGACACAACACACAGGUAGUGUUAAUAAUAAAUAAGAACAAACAGCUAAUUAUGCAGACAGGCAGGCUGAAAUCUUUGGGACACACGCACAAGGCUCCAAGGCAUCUGGAUGCAUGUUGCCAGUGUCCUCUAGAAAGCAGUGAUGUGACCUCACUUCAGUGGGUGAGGCUCAUUAGCAAUGAGCUUGCACUCAUGACACAACAUUUAGAUUUAUUCAGUGUUACGCAGAGCUUCUCCAGAUUUGAUUUGAAAUGGAACAAAGCACAUGAUUUGUUUUAGUUUGUGUGUGUGUGUGUGUGGAGCUUCAGAGAAUUUCCUUUCUUUGGUUUCGAAUCAUUCAUUGCACUGUCGAGUGUCCCUUCAGGUAGUAACGCUCUCCAUACAGUCUGUCUCUAUUUCCUGCUUUCCUGUGAGUGAUACAACUUUAUUGUACAUAUUUAUCCUGACAUGUUUCAUAUACUUGCAUCAGAAAUAAAACUUUAUACUCCA